This is a messenger RNA of Dufourea novaeangliae, 1971 nucleotides long. RefSeq lists its product as uncharacterized. Lineage: Eukaryota; Metazoa; Arthropoda; Insecta; Hymenoptera; Halictidae. Bases 1 to 1971 code for a protein of 656 amino acids. The record is from RefSeq and is a predicted model, not a curated record. The transcript has 10 exons.
AUGAAUCGAAUCUAUAUCUUACUAUUAUUAAUAGUGCAAUUAACUGGCGUUUUGUGUGCGAAUGAAAAUAAUAUCAUACGUGAUUAUUUCGCGUUCAAAAAGGUGAAGAGAAUCGUAGGAUUCUCCUGUGGCGACCUGGAAAAUGACAUCACACUGGCAAGAACAUUUAAUAAUAUGUAUACUACGUACACUUCGAUAAUGGACUCCAUAACUGAUCAACGUUUAUACCUUAAAAAUCUCCUAAGUGCCGACUACCAUCAGUUGGGCAUUUUUUUGGAUUCCCGAUGCGAUCAUGAGCGUUACACUAAAGUCUUAAUCGACGCAACAAAGCACUUGAUGUACGAUGAGAUGCAUAAAUGGUUGAUUUUCGGAGCAAAUUUGAGCCAUAGCCUGCAAACACUCCACGAUGAGGCGUUUAGUGUCGCGACCGACGUUGUGAUCGCUGUACCAUCGGCGAACAAUUACAUUUUAUACGAUGUAUACAAUCCGUGCAAAGAACGUGGAGGAUCUACAAACGUGACGGUUUUCGGAACGUGGAGUAAUGAGAAGGGUUUAAACGUUGUCCUGACUCAAUCGAAAUUUCAAAGAAGAUCGAAUUUACACGGAAUGAAACUUAAAGUUGGGCUUGUAGUAAGUAUCAGUUACAAACCGGAGAACACGUCGCUUCACGAUAUGAUGAUGGAGUACAGUAUGAAAGCUAAAUAUGGCCGAUCGAAAUUUUUAUACGUGCUCCUACAGCAUCUGUCGGAUAUCUUUAAUUUCACCAUGGAGAUCGUUGAAAUAAACGCGCGGCGACGAUUCGACACUUCCGGUCCGGUUUUCGCGGCGUUCAGAAGGAAAAUCGUCGAUAUUUCGUCAAGUCCAGUCGCAAUGAAAAUCGAGAGAUUGAAUCAUGGAGAUAUUAUCGGACCGGUGUGGCCAAUACGAUCGUGCUUUAUGUUUCGUACAAUUUCUUCGAUAAAAAUACAGCCGCGUCAGUUUUUGAAGCCAUUGUCCGUGAAAGUGUGGUACGCGAUAUUUACGAUGAUAGGGAUCGCAAUGGGUGCUCUAAUAAUUUUCAUAAGACUGGAAGGGAUACGUAGCCCGGCUGAAAUUUACGGACUGUCUGUUCUGCUGACAAUAGGUUCUCUAUCACAACAAGGUUCUGCGUUCGUUCCGACACGUUACGCAGCUCGUAUCGCGUUUCUACACAUUUUAGUGUUCAGUGUGUUGAUAUUGAACUAUUACUCAGCUAGUGUCGUGUCGAAUCGUUUAAAGAACAAAGGUGAGAAGAUGAACGAUUCGUUGAUUAGCUUGGCGAAUAGCCAUAUGAGAUUGGCGGUGGAAAAUACACCUUAUGUUCGGUCCUUUCUACAGGUACCAGAUAAGGAAGUAAGAUAUUUCUACAAAAAUUGUUGGAGCAAAAUACCUGAAUACGAAAGGUACAUGCCGUUAGAAGAAGGUCUUGACAAGGUGGCAAUGGGAACAUUGGCUUAUCACACGAUGAGCGACACCGCUUAUCCAUAUAUCGAGCACUCGUUCAAUGAUCGAAGCAUUUGCGAGCUCACGGAGGUCCAUCUCUUUCGUGCGAUCCUGGCGUUCUACGCGAGACACAAUAGCCCUUUCACCGAAUUACUGAAAAUUGGAUUAACGAAAAUCAGGAACGUGGGCAUUCAAAAGCGUGAAUGGAAAAGAUGGUCGGCCAGAAAACCAUUUUGCCCGCCAAAUCUGCUUAUUGCCGAACCUCUAUCGAUUCACGAGGCUGCACCGAUUUUCGCGUUCUUGAGCAUCUCCGUUGGAUUUUCUCUUCUGAUUUGCUUCGCGGAGAAUAUUUUGAACUGGUGCUCACCAACACGAAUAUUCAGCGCCAUGACAGAAAAGACACGUUUGAUCGACAAGAAUUUGCACCUAUCCGCUCUACCAGAUAUUAAACUACAGACAUUAAGGAAUUUCAAUGCAUUCCGCGAAUCGACGAGUUCACAAAGCUCUUAA